Messenger RNA from Rhinolophus ferrumequinum (greater horseshoe bat), 8155 nucleotides. It is a transcript of the gene DENND1B, whose product is annotated as DENN domain containing 1B. Gene Ontology annotation, biological process: T cell receptor signaling pathway; endocytic recycling; endocytosis. Gene Ontology annotation, cellular component: intracellular membrane-bounded organelle; nuclear speck; cytosol. The coding region runs from base 122 to 2482 and encodes 786 amino acids. Lineage: Eukaryota; Metazoa; Chordata; Mammalia; Chiroptera; Rhinolophidae. The record is from RefSeq and is a predicted model, not a curated record. Gene Ontology annotation, molecular function: guanyl-nucleotide exchange factor activity; phosphatidylinositol phosphate binding. The transcript has 23 exons.
GACACGGGGGCGGGGGCGCCGGGGCUGCUGCUGUCACAGAGGCCCGCGGGGGGGCGGGCGCCGCGCCAUGGGCCCGCCGCCGCCGCUCUGAGCAGCCAGCGAGCCGGCGCGCCAUGUCACCAUGGACUGCAGGACCCGGGAAAAUCCAGAAAGAACCUUUGAUUUGGUAUUGAAAGUGAAAUGUCAUGCUUCGGAAAAUGAAGAUCCGGUGGUCUUGUGGAAAUUCCCAGAGGACUUUGGAGACCAGGAAGUCCUCCAGAGCGUGCCCAAGUUCUGUUUCCCUUUUGACGUUCAAAGGGUGUCUCAAAAUCAAGUCGGACAGCACUUUACCUUUGUACUGACAGAUAUGGAAAGUAAACAGAGAUUUGGAUUCUGCAGACUCACAUCAGGAGGCCAAAUUUGCUUAUGCAUCCUUAGUUAUCUGCCAUGGUUUGAAGUAUAUUACAAGCUUCUAAAUACUCUGGCAGAUUACUUGGCUAAGGAACUGGACAGUGAUUUGAACGUAACUCUCACGGCGCUCUACAACCACCCAGUUCCCAAGGGUAACACGCCUGUCAGUCUGACUGUGAACCAAGAGAUAUUUAUUGCCAGUGAGCGAGUUCUGAAAGAUCAGCCCUCCCUAGUGCCGCAUUCCUACUUCAUUGCCCCUGAUGUAUCUGGACUCCCAACAAUACCUGAGAGUAGGAACCUGACGGAGUACUUUGUGGCCGUGGAUGUGACCUGCAUGCUGCAGCUGUACGCCAGCAUGCUGCACGAGAGACGUAUCAUUGUCACCUGCAGCAAACUCAGCACGCUAACGGCCUGUGUGCACGGAUCGGUCGCCCUGCUGUACCCCAUGUACUGGCAGCACGUGUACAUCCCUGUGCUCCCCGCGCACCUGUUGGACUACUGCUGUGCCCCAAUGCCAUACCUGAUUGGAGUACAUUCCAGCCUCAUAGAGAGAGUGAAAAAUAAAUCAUUGGAGGAUGUGGUCAUGUUAAAUGUGGACACAAACACGUUAGAAUCACCAUUUAACGACUUGAACAAUCUCCCGAGUGACGUGGUCUCGGCCCUGAAAAAUAAGCUGAAGAAGCAGUCCACCGCGACGGGAGACGGGGUGGCCCGGGCGUUUCUUAGGGCACAGGCUGCUUUGUUCGGAUCCUACAGAGAUGCACUGCGAUACAAACCUGGUGAGCCCAUCACUUUCUGUGAGGAGAGUUUUGUGAAGCACCGCUCAAGUCUAAUGAAACAGUUCUUGGAAACAGCAGUUAACCUCCAACUUUUCAAGCAGUUCAUCGAUGGUCGACUGGCAAAACUAAAUGCAGGAAGGGGCUUCUCUGACGUCUUUGAAGAAGAGAUCACUUCAGGUGGCUUUUGUGGAGGGAACUCGAGAUCAUAUCAACAAUGGGUACAUACAGUCAAGAAAGGAGGUGCGUUGUUCAACUCAGCAAUGACCAGAGCAACUCCCGCUGUGCGGACAGCGUAUAAAUUUGCAAAAAAUCACGCAAAGCAGGGAAUAAAGGAAGUGAAGAGUAAGCUAAAACACAAGGAAAAUGAAGAUGAUUGCGGGGCCUGUUCUGGUUCCGUCCAGUGUACACCCGUUUACACAUUACACAGUGAAAAGGGAGGAAACCUGGAGAAGCGUAAGCUCACCCAGGCGCGCUUACAGAGGUCUCUGAAGAGCAUCGAUGGUGCUGUGUAUGAUGACGAUGACGACGCCAUGGAGAGAGCCAGCAGGUUGUCAUCUGAAGAUGGUGAAGAAGCCUCUGCUUAUUUUUACGAAAGUGACGAUUCUAUUGAAACCAGAGUAAAGGCUCCUUACUCAGGUGGAAUGGACUUACUUGGAGAGAUUCUGGAUACGCUGAGCACACACAGCUCAGAUCAAGGAAAGCUGGCGGCAGCCAAGAGCUUGGAUUUCUUUAGAUCAAUGGACGACAUUGAUUACAAACCUACGAAGAAGUCCAGUGCACCUAGUGAGAAUAACCUGGUCCUCCUUGGUAGCGGUUCCGGUGAUCAAGCCGAGUGGCAUCUUGGGCAAGAUGACAGUGCCCUCCACGGCAGACACCUCCCUCCGUCCCCCAGGAAGCGGGUCUCCUCUAGUGGCUUAACAGAUUCUCUGUUUAUCCUGAAAGAGGAAAACAAUGACAGACCCCUCAGUGCUGACAACCUGAGCGGGCCGACAGUAGUGGAAAAGCCAGUUCCCACUUCAGGCUUGGAUUUCCAGCCAGCUUUGACUGAAGUUUCCCAAACCGAAAAAGGAACAACAGAAAAGAAGGAAACACUAAGCCAGGUUUCAGAUGACCUGCUUAUCUCUGGCCUCGGGCGACGUCCAUCUACUUCUGUUCCUUGGGAGAAAGAAGGGAAAGAAGCCAAGGAGCCUUCAGAGGGUGUUGGACUGCUCCACGAGGUAGUGUCAUUGUGUCACAUGACAUCUGCCUUCCAACGAGACGUAAACAUUUCAGAAGAAAACACAAGUGGAAACCAAGCUCCAAUCAACAAUUAAGAGUCCGUUCUUUGCAUCCAAGCUUCUAUGGAGACAUUUUAAGAUUCCAUGUAAUCGAUACAGUAAACAAUCAUUGUAGGAAUGACAACUCUUGCUACUGUCUAAACAUUAUUUUUCAUUUGGAACAUCACUCGUUGGUAUAUAUGAUCCCUUGAUUUUUAAGUAUAAAGCUAAUUCUUCUACUGUGCUCUUAAACCAGGUACUAGUUUGUACGUCUGUUGAAAGUAUAUAUUGCACAUGAUUUCUCAGUGUUCGGUGCUUGAUGCCACUCAUCUUAUUUAAACUAGUAUGCCUCUGUAACCCUGGCGCAUAACCAGUAGCUGCUGUACUAAUCUGGUUGAGCAUGAACUGAUUAAGAUAUCAAAACUUCUCAGAACUACCCUUGAACUGCUGAAACUGUUGACCCACUAAUUGCCUUAAUUUUAUGCCUAUGGUAAACAUACUUAAAUAAUUUAUGGAAUUACUUGUAAAUUCUGCAAGAUAAGUUAUAAGUGUUCAGUAGAGCAAUAAUGCUUUUUCUAUUCAUUGAAUCAAAGACAAAUUCUUUUUUUUUUUUCUUUUCAGUUAGAAAGCUCCCAUUGUGGACACUGCAGCCAUGUUUCCCAUAAAGUAUAAAGGUCCACAUUCACCUUUCACUCAGUGAACUAUAUGAAGUGCUGAAUGACAAUGUGAAGUUAGUGACUUCUGUUUACAAAUGGGACACGCCCCUUUCACAGUCCCUCUGUAUGCCUUCACUUUCUAGGAAGCCAUCCCCAGAAAGUCUCAUGCCACACCAACUGUCCUGAUAAAAAAAAAAGUUCCAGUCUUUUUCCCUUAACUAAUAAUCUAAAUGCUUUACGUUAGCUCAGAUUUCCCUUUCAAAAGAACUGACUUUCUCCUUUACCAGUUUGAGGUUUGUAGGAAAAUUGUGCGGCCCGUACCGUUUGCCGAAUGGCCCUGCCCACAGUUUCCCGUUGCUGAUGCCUUACGUGGGUGCGGUGCGUUUGUCACAGUUACCGGCCACUCUGCUAGGCUUAGACUUCCCCGAAUGCCCUUUUCUGUUCAGGGUCCCAUCCAGGAGGCCUCACGGCAUCGCUGGGCACGUCUCCUGAGGCGCCUCUCGGCUGUGAGCGUUGCUCAGACUUGCCUUGUUGUUGAUGACACUUUCAGGAGUGCCGGUCAGAUACAGGGUACGAUGCCCCACUGUUAGAAUUUGUCUGACAUUUUUCUCAUGAUUACACUGGGAUUACGGGUUCGGGGAGGACGAUUACAGAAGCGCCACUUUCAUCACAUCCUCUCGAGGGUACACAUUGUCCACAUAACGUGUGAGUGUUGAUGCUGACCUUGAUAACCGAGCUGAGGUCAAGUUCGCCAGGUUUCUCCACUUUCAGGUUGCUCUUUGCCUCCCUUCCCGUGCUGUGGUCUUGGGAGGAGUAGCUGUGCAUAGCCCACACUUAAGGGGUGUGCGCGAUGCUUCCCUCCUUUCAGGCAGAGGACCUAUAUACAUUAGCUGGGAUUCUGCACAGGAGACUUGUCUCUUCUCCCUCAAACUCACUGUGAAACUGAGAAAUUCAUCGGAGAAGAAACCACGCAUUGAUUGCUUCAGGGGAGGCUAGAUUGACGGGUAGUCAGAAAAUAAACGGAUGUUAUGGAUAAUUUGUUGUUAGUAUGUUCAAUAUGUAAACUCUAUUCAUCCCCAGUCAUGAUUCAGUUUUAAAAGUUGUCAUUUUAGGAAAGGGGUUUGAGACACCAUUCAAGAACCCCAUCAGGACUGUACCCUAAAAUAUUUACUGAAGGAAUUUAAUUUUCAGCUAAAAACAAAUUCUGGAAGGGGGUUUGUUAAAAACAUUGCUUAAAAAUAUUGACUCAGGUCAGUCUAAAUAAUUUAAAGAAAAUGACUACGUUUUUUUUCUUUUUAAAGUACAUUCUAAAAUCUAAAUGGAUAUGUUUCAUUUGGGACUAUUAUUCAUUCAUGUUUAUAAAGGAAGACAAAUCUUGUUUUCCUCAUAAGGAUGGACUCUGUAUAACAAGGAAAAAAAUGUUUGGUUCUUAUUUUUGAAACACAAAAGUAAGACUCAAGGUUCUUGUCUAAUUAAGUUUUUAUAUACUCAUUAAAAAAUUCCAUUUUAUUAUAUUGAAGUUUAUAAUAAAAGGAGUCCAUUUAUCAGAAGAGCUGUUUUAAAUGAGAAGGGAAAACAAUCACUCUGGUUGUUCACCUGCUCGGCAAAUAUUCCUUCAUAAUUUGUUAAAAGAAUGUCAAGCAGCCUUUUAACAUGUAGAUAUUGGAAUGAGGUUUUUUUUUUAUUUUUCCCUCAGAACUGAUAGUCUGAAGAAUAAGAUAAUCAUGAAUGUAGCAUCAGCAAAAUUUGGGUUUUAGUCCGUUUGCUUAAGAAGCAUCACGGCCUUAGAAAAGUAAGUUGUUCUCUGCCCUUCAGUCACCUCACAAGAUGUUUGGCCAUGAUCCUGGGUUGUGUUGAGGAUAGUCAGCCAGUCGCAAGUAGCGUUUCUGUCAGGUGUGUAAAACUGGACUUGUGCCUUAUUGAACAUGCAAAACAGCUGUUAUAUUCCCCAUUAAGAACUAAACCAAAAACAAAACCUCUACGUGUUAUUCUUGGAAAAACUCCAAAGUACUGGUAGCUAGUAUUAGUAUUUCCAUCCAUCAAAAUGUUGAGUAUGCAGAGUGUGCUUUGAGCUAGACUCCCAGUGUUCUGGUGGAGAAAGGGAGAAAGAAGUGAAAUUGAGGUGAGUUCUGGAAGAAACACAAGUGUUACCUAUUCUCUAUUCUGUUCAUAUUAUCUAUAAUAACUAAACCAAAUAGUUUUAAAGCCCCCCUGCUGUUUGAAUUUCUUUCUUUCUUUUUUUUUCUUCAAAGAAAUAACGCCUGUUCUACAACAGAAUUGUAUAAAUGAGGACGACGUCUGGCUUUGGUACGGAGGCUUUCCUGUGGUCUCUGAACAGCCACGGUUCUCCCCGAACCCACCCGAGUGUUCACUUGUUGCCCUUAGACGUUGUUACCUGUGGUAUUUUUGGGUUAAAAGAGUAGUGUGUGAAUUUAGGAGUUGUUUCAUUAAGUGCAAGUGUUGUUAAGUGGGAUAUUUUAAUGGUUACUACACAUUAGCAUAUUUUAGAAAGGCAUCAAAAUAUACCAUGAUUGCUUUUCUGAUUAAAAAUUAAUAGCUCAUUCAUUUAGGAAGUACUUAUUUCCUAAAUGAAAUAUGCAAGGUACACUAACUGGGGAUGUAUGGAAUAAAAUAAUUGACAUAGUUCCUGCUGUGAAGGAACCAAUUAAAAGGAAAAGGAAUUGCAAAUCUCUAAAUAAUAAUAAUAAUAAUAAUAAUAAUAAUAAUAAUAAUAAUAAUAAUAAUAAUAAUAAUAAUACGUUUUGCUUAGAUGUUAUCAGCCCAAGAUUCUAAAACCAAGUACCAUCUUUUAAAGCUGCUUCAUCGAAAGCGUGUUCUGAGUUUGGAACCACAGUGCCAUUCUCGGACGUCAUUAACUGUAUGUCUUUACGUGAAGUGUGUAUGAUGACGCUGCUCUCUGAGGAGAUGCCUCCUUUUAAAGAACAGACUCCGAGGCCCUUGGAGACGCCGCGUCUUCUGGGAACCGGGCAACCCGGUGCCCUCUGACACAUGGCGCCCCUUUGAGUACUUAGGGCCGCUGGGCUCAGUGUAGGAUCAGUGAGUGGGUGUGUGCGCGUUGUGCGGGUCCAGUUGUGAGGUCUUUAUCUUGAUGCCAUCAUUCUCUAGACUCAGUCCCUCCCUUUUCAGAUAAAAUUGCAAUUGCAUGGUUGACGGCAUUCUCUGCUAAUGCCCUAAUAACAGGACCCAGGAUUGCUACUGAAUUCAUUAUUUCUUAAGGAAAGUGAUCAAGAGGAAACUGUGAAGCAGUAGGUCUUCCUUCUCUUCGAGAAAACCUGGAUUUUCAGGAAAAGGUUGUUUUCAUGAAUAAAAUUUCUAAUGCAAAUUCCAUUUUGUUUAGCAUAAAAGACCUUGACCCUGGGUAGAUAUUUGUAAAUCAGAAUAUAAAUUUAAGCAUGUCCAAUGAAUACCCAAAUCUAAUUCUCCUCCCACUCCCCACCACCCCAAAGCGCUUCUCAACAUAAGAAAGAGUUUUUACAAAUCCAAUCAGUAGUGAUCUCUCGCCUUCCUCGGGCCGCAAUUUGUUAGUGUCUGUUUCUUAAAGCUUAUUUAAGAGGCAGAAUUGUUCUCAUCAAGCCAGUUAAUAUUUUGAUUUGGUCAAGAUAGGGAAUUAUGUGUAUUUAGGAAGACGCAUGCUUUAUUUUGAAAAUAAUAGGAUUUGUGCAAUAUUUUUCUUGCAUAAUUUAGUUCAUGUAAAUAAGCACGUCUACUUUCCUAGCAGAUACCUUAAGGUCAUGUUUCUCAGUAUUUGUGUAAAACUGUGUGUAGCAAUGUUGUAUGUGCGUUUAGAAGAAAAAAUAGUCUUUAUAUUGUUGGCAGAGGAAAUGGUUUUGUUUAUUUAAAAUAAUUAUGGAUAUAGCAUUAUUAUAUCAUAACUAACUGCCUCAGCAACAAUAAAUAUGCAAUAAGAAAAUCCUGAACUUUAGCCUAGUAUGACAGUAUUGUUCCUUUAAAAGACAUGUAUCUAGUGCAACUUGCUGAUUCUCCACGUGUGCGUUUAGCAAACACCCUGUCUGCACCACAUACAUCUAAACGGCAUUUGUAUGGCGAUGACCACAUACAUAGAUUGUAGCAUCCUUUGGGAUGAAUCUUUGGUAAAAUUUAUAAAGGGCAUUGCCAACGCUUCCUGACUGUCUGUAAAUUGAGUUAAUUUUUGUAUAAUGUACAAUUUGGUUAAUCUUACAGCACCUAUAGAUUUCUACUUUUAUUAUACUUGAAUCAGGCAGAAAAGCCCUGUGGAAAAUCUGUAGCUCUGGACGCAGUAUGCAAAUAAAUAUACCAAAACAAUAAGGGUACUUCCUGAGCAGUAGAGUUAACAGGAUGCCUUAUAUCCAGGAAGCUGUGCUUUUGCAAACCCUACUUUAGUGAAGGAAUUUAACAUAUACAAUCGUUGGUCCUGACAGGUUACAGAGUCACCAAUGAUUACCUCUUUGAUAUGAGAAACCUCUAAAUCUCUUGGUCUCUGUGUAAUUUCAGUUCUCAGAUGAGAGCCUUGUGGGGGACAGUAACCAAUCACCCUCUGGUGGUUUACGUGAUGUUGCACGUCAGCUCACCAUCCCUCAGGUAGCAUCGCUCCCAUAGGGUGGUUUUGAGGACCAUUUAAUAACCAGACACCCAAGACAAGAUUUCCUGAAUCUGCUCUGAUUUAUUAGAGCGAUGCUCGAGACAGCAAACAGGUACGAACUGCAUGAAACCUACAGCUUAAAAUGCAUAAGCGCUGUUUUACGCAAAGGUACAUGAGAAGCUCACCGUUGAACUUUUCCAAAGCUUGUUUCUUUUGCUUUAAAUGAGUAACUGUUUAAAAGGACUGAGCUUUUUGCUAGACGUGGUGACGGGUAUCUGUAAAAACCUACCCAGCACGGAGACGUGCUUCCUUGUCUUUGCAUCCUUGCGGCUACAGUAUAAAUCAUCUCUAAAGUUGAGUACUACUGGGAGAACUUUGUGUGUAAGAGUAUUGUUUGGGGAAUUUUAAAAAAUAUGCAAAAAUAAAUACUGGAUGAACUACACAUUGCCAUAAAGUGCCCAACAAUGCAGUUACGAAAUAAAAUCAGUAGUC